Messenger RNA from Schizosaccharomyces osmophilus, 1227 nucleotides. It is a transcript of the gene ipi1, whose product is annotated as Rix1 complex Armadillo-type fold Ipi1. NCBI's taxonomy places the organism in Eukaryota, Fungi, Ascomycota, Schizosaccharomycetes, Schizosaccharomycetales, Schizosaccharomycetaceae. Gene Ontology annotation, cellular component: nucleus. The record is from RefSeq and is a predicted model, not a curated record. The transcript has 4 exons. The coding region runs from base 1 to 1227 and encodes 408 amino acids. Gene Ontology annotation, biological process: rRNA processing.
AUGGGAAAAUCCAAGAAAGCAAAAGCUAAAAGAGCUGAUUUUAACAAACAAAAACUCAAAGUUGGCAAAUCGAAACAAUUGCCAAACAAUUUUACAGACACAAGUUUUAGGUCGAAGACCCUUGUUUUACCUACUCAAGCUACAAUUGAAAAAGAAGAAUUUACGCAUGAUGCCAAAGACCGUGCUCAAUUCUCACAUCUGAUUGGGAUGUUGAAACACCAUAACGCGUCUCAAAGACAAGAAUCGUUGGACAAACUAUCCCAUUAUGUUUUGUCACAUCCUGGAUUAUUGACAACGUCUACGUCUUUGCUGGCAAAGGUUACGUCUCCGCUUAUCCUUGACGAAUCGGCCCAAGUGCGAGAAAGUCUGUAUCAAUUUUUUCUAAAAGUGAUGUUUACCAUAGACCCCAAUCUUUUAGAACCCAAUGUUGGUAUUAUGUUUUUGUAUACCCACUCAGGAAUGACACAUAUCACUCCUUCUAUCAGAAACGACUCAACUCGGUAUCUUUCACUCAUUUUAAAAGCUUGCAGAAACAAACUGAGUUCUUCUGUACUUUCCCUUCAUUGGAGGAAAACUUUAGAAUGCUUUUCUAGUUUACUUGGUUGGAGUACCGAUUCAGCAUCAGUAAAAAGAACGUCUGUUUUUUCUAAAAAAUCUACUACUAAUUUAAUCCGUCACAUAAGUGUCUGCAAUGAAUUUUUACAUUUAGGAAUUGAUCCAAAUUGUCAGUCAAAAACUGCUCGAUCUGCUAUCCAUUUGGAUUAUCCUUAUAUGGAACAAAACAUAGUGGUUCACCCCCAGUAUGACCAAUUACGAACGCCGAGCUCGUUUUCAUAUCUUUCACUUUUUAGUGCAAGCAAACAUGAUCUUGUUGAUAACCCUCAAUUUCGAUUUCAAAAUAUGCUUCCAUUUAUUCCCGGACUUUUAGAUUUCACUAGGGAUGCGUGGUCUGAUGCUUGUCCUAUAGUUAAGGAUUUCCGGACAGGUUCAGGCUCUUCAAAAAUCUGUCAAACAGUACUUUCUAUUUUGGACGUCCUAGUAAAUUAUAUACUCGCGUCUUCGUUCGAAGAGGAUCACUUGAAGAAACAAUUUAUGAAGAUUUUUGAAAAAAUAGAUCGCGAAUCAGGCUUGUUACAAGCUAAUUUUGCGGCAGAACAAGAAUGGAAAAGCAUUAUUAAUCAGUUUGAGCGGUUUAAAAAGAAGGUUGAUGAUUUGGAAGAAGAAUGA